Aureococcus anophagefferens is the source of this 2700-nucleotide messenger RNA. RefSeq lists its product as hypothetical. Gene Ontology annotation, cellular component: cullin-RING ubiquitin ligase complex. The record is from RefSeq and is a predicted model, not a curated record. Gene Ontology annotation, biological process: protein ubiquitination; ubiquitin-dependent protein catabolic process. Gene Ontology annotation, molecular function: ubiquitin protein ligase binding. NCBI's taxonomy places the organism in Eukaryota, Pelagophyceae, Pelagomonadales, Pelagomonadaceae. The transcript is spliced from 4 exons. The coding region runs from base 124 to 2307 and encodes 727 amino acids.
GGAUGGGCGAGGCUCCGAGAGAACGGAAUAUGCGUUUUGGUCGACAUACUGCAAGGUAAAGCAUCAGAAAAGCGACCCUUUGGCAACAAAGGCUAUGUGUCUCUGUACACAAUAUCUUAUCGAAUGUGUUCGAAUGCUGGUACAUGUGACCAUUCAAAAGCUCUGUAUGAUAGAACCAAAAGCGAGAUAGAGAAUGUCCUUCAAAACCAUGUUGUGCCCGAACUAAAGAAGAAUCUUACAGACGGGGGUCACAUGAUUCUGAGCAGGUUUUCACACCAUUGGGAAAACCACAAGGUCUUUGUCAAAUGGAUGCAGCAGCUGUUCAGACAUCUUGAUAACGGCUACGUUGCAAACUCGUCAAUCUCGACUAUUACAUCGGUGGGUUUGAAACUUUUUUUUGACAUUGUUUUCGAUCGAUUCAAAGGAGAGAUAUGUGACUCGCUGAUAAACGCUAUCGACAAAGAGCGGGACGGCGCCGAUAUAGAUCCACAGUUAUUGAGAUCGUGCGUAGAAGUUUUUCCCGUAAUGGGACUGUGUUCAAAGUGCACAGAUUUGAAGACCGUUCAAUCGGUCUUGAACACACAGCCGGAUCUUACCGUGUAUGAAGCUGAUUUUGAAACUUUGUUACUGGAGAGAACCUCCGAUUACUAUGCACGGAAAAGCAUAGACUGGCUCGGGGCGAAGUCGACGCCGUCUUACUUGAGAAAGGCGGAGGCUGCUCUAGAUUCUGAAAGAGAGAGAGUCAGCCGAUAUCUUCAUAUGUCCAGCCAGCAAAAACUACUUGGCACCUGCGAAAGAGAAUUGCUCCAAAAACACAAAGAAGUACUGAUCGAACGAGAACAAAGUGGCUUGAUAGCUCUGCUUGCUGAGGAUCGAGCUGAGGAUCUCAAGCGCAUGUUCGAUUUGUUUCGGCGAAUAUCUGAUGGACUGACACCGAUGGCAACCACAACUAAGAAGUUUGUUCAAAUUCAAGGUGGCAAGCUGCUCCAACAGCGCCGUGAUCUUGUUCAGGCUCUAAAAUCCGAGGGGAAAAAAGUAACCGCAGACGACCCUAGUAUGAUUAAUUGCCUCUUAGCUUUGCAUGCCAAAAUGAGCACGCUUGUUUUUGAUCUCUUCGAUGGAGAAAACCAAUUUCAACGUGCAUUAAAGGAAGCCUUUCAAGACGUGAUAAACACAGAUGCCACCCCGGACAUCUCCAAUGUUGAGAUGCUAGUUAUGCACACAGAUCGAGUGUUAAGUGGGAAAGUGCGGCUUGCAGAAGAAGAAGUCGAAUCCUGCCUGGAGCAGAUCAUUCAACUCUUCCAAUUUCUGUCGGACAAGGACCUCUAUGCCGAGCUCUACCGCGAACAAUUGGCCAAGAGGCUUUUAUCAAGGAGGUCCACAGCAAUUCAUACUGAAAAGUCGAUGAUAGUGAAGAUGAAGACACAGCAGGGCGCGCCCUUUACCACUAAGUUGGAAGGAAUGGUGAACGACUUUACUUUAGGCAAGGAGCUUGAUCAGACUUGGAGCUCACAUCUUAAUAAGCUGAGAGUAGAAGGGUUGCCAGCUGAUCAGCUAAAAAUGAACUUUUCCGUCCAAGUGCUCACCCAAGGAUUUUGGCCAUCGCAGAAACAACGAGAGCUGCAAUUGUCUCGCGAAAUGAGUAAUGCACAGUCUAUGUUCGAUAAGUGGUACAAAGAACGUCACAGUCAUCGCAUAUUGUCAUGGAUAUAUGCGCUUGGAGACGUAAUUGUCAAGGGAGGAUUCAGUGAUCGAUCGUAUGAUAUGACUAUGACCGCGUUUCAAGCGAUGGCUCUGCUUGGCCUCAGCAGCAGAACGGAUGCGAUGUCAUUCCACGAGAUCCGUGACCAGAUGGCAAUAGAUGAAACAACCGGGAAAAGAGUUCUGCACUCUCUUUCCUGCGGAAAAUAUCGUCUUCUUAAGAAAACGGGCCACCCUCGAACCAUCAACUGUCUGAUGGACUCGUUUCACUCAAAUGCAUCUUUUUCGUCCAAGCUCAAGAGAUUCCUUGUUCAAAUGUCCGCAUUGGACGGUGAAGGUAAGAAGAAGGUUGACGUAGAAAUACAACAGCAACGUGGGUUUAGCAUAGAUGCAACCAUCGUACGGAUUUUGAAGGCCCGCAAACGGCUUUCACAUCAAGAAUUAGUAGGAGAAGUAAUUCACCAGGUGCAGAAUUUUGCACCAGAGAGUAAGCUGAUACGCCAGCGAGUGGAAGGGCUGAUUGAGCGAGAGCGUGCACCAUUGUCCCAAGCACUAGUAGAAUGCUCAUCAUUCUUAGCAUUCGCACAGGUACUUAAAAAGAGAUGACCUGAAUCCAAAAUUUUACAUUUAUGUUCCUUGACAUCACAGCAUUAUGCACAAGACACAUCUUGUGCACUCAUGAUACCUCGCGUGGCUUUCGCGUCAAGCUGCGACUACAUGGGGUGUCGCACAGGUGCCGCAUGCGGGUUGCACAUGCGGGUCGCAUGUGGGUCGCAUGGGGGGUAGCCAGCUCCCGGGAAAUCGGCCGCGUUCCAGUUUGGGCCGCGCCCGGGGGCCCAAACGGCACUGCAGCCUUCAGCUGCCGCCCAGCGCCUGGCCGCAGCGCCUGGCUACUUGGUUAGAGAGAUAGAGAGUUUUGUAUCUCCCUAGUGGCUCGCUGGUACAGAGCCACCCAACAUCCUUUCCCUCCCUUAAUACUUUCUAACCCUGUUAUAGUUG